Acinonyx jubatus (cheetah) is the source of this 3165-nucleotide messenger RNA. RefSeq lists its product as uncharacterized. The transcript has a single exon. The record is from RefSeq and is a predicted model, not a curated record. Gene Ontology annotation, biological process: virion assembly. Gene Ontology annotation, molecular function: zinc ion binding; nucleic acid binding. NCBI's taxonomy places the organism in Eukaryota, Metazoa, Chordata, Mammalia, Carnivora, Felidae. Bases 429 to 2105 code for a protein of 558 amino acids.
CUCUCUCUCCCCGGUAUCUCACCGCUGCGUCGGUGCAGGUAGGGGAUUGAGUUCGAGCUAGCUCGAAUAAAGGCUCUUUUGCUUUUGCACUGGACUCGGCUCCCUGGUGGUCUUUGGGGAUCACGAAUUCUGGGCAUAACAUUUGGGGGCUCGGCCUGGGAUCCCCAAGACCCCCGAGGGACCCCCGACCCGGAGAGCCUGACUGGCCACGGUUAGUGUCUGUUCGUUCCGUCUUUUCUGUGUAAGCUAAUUUCUGAAAUUCUGGUAGUGCCUGACGCGGUCUAAGUGGAUGCACUGGAGGACCACGGGCCAGGAGUUUCAGAAGAAGUUCCGAUCCUCCCUUUUGGAGGGACGUGGAAUCCCCUCAUCGGUUUUGGAGGGACGUGGAAUCCCCUCAAAGGUCUAAGCUAGCUUUCAGUUUUGCUUCCAUGGAGUUGGGAGACUUUCUAGGGGCCCUCUGUUUGUCUGUUUUUGUGUUUCUCUGUUUUGUUCUGUGGACUUACUGGACGGACGUUAUGGGACAGACUCAGACUACUCCUCUAAGUAUUAUGAUUGAUCACUUUAAGGAUGUGAGGGGAAGAGCAAACAACCUCAGUGUGGAAGUCCGAAAGGGUCGGUGGCAGGUUUUUUAUUCUAGCGAGUGGCCAGCUUUCAAUGUCGGAUGGCCACCAGAGGGGACCUUCGACCUCCCUACCAUCCACCGAGUCAGGAGUAUCAUCUCUCGGCCUAAGACAGGCCAUCUUGAUCAGCUCCUUUACAUUAUCACUUGGCAGGACCUUGUAGAAGACCCACCCUCUUGGCUUAAGCCCUUCCUAGCCCCGCUCCCUCCGGAGCCAAAACCCAUUCUUGCUUUGCAGGGGACAAAGAAGAAGAAAAGUCUUACCCAGCCUUCAGCACCCCUCUACCCUGUCCUACAGGGGGGGACUGAAGAAUUAAUUUUUCCUCCCCCGUAUAACCCCCCUAGGAUGCCGGAAGAAUACCAUCCUCCCCCUCCGGGGGAGGCAGACGCUGUUCCAAGAGCGGGAGGCGGGAACGCUCCAGUGGGAAGCCUGCCCUUUACCAGACAAAAGGCUCAGAGGGAGCAAUCCGCCUCCGCCGCCGACUCCACUAUUCCGCCCCUGCGAGCCACUGGACCCCCAGACGUGGAGGGGAAUCAGCCCCAUCACUAUUGGCCUUUCGCCACUAGUGACCUCUACAAUUGGAAAGCUCAGAAUCCUAAGUUUUCCGAGAAACCGGCAGGGCUUAUUGAUUUAUUAGACUCUGUUCUUUUUACCCAUCAGCCCACGUGGGACGAUUGCCAGCAGCUUUUGCAGGUCCUGUUCACGACUGAAGAAAGAGAAAGAAUCCUCAAUGAGGCCCGAAAACUAGUUCCGGGCACAGACGGGAAUCCCACCACCAACCAGGCUCAGAUAGAUGCCUCCUUCCCCUUAACUCGGCCCCAGUGGGAUUUCAACACGGCAGGAGGUAAGGAGAGGCUCCGGGUCUACCGCCAGACUCUAAUGGGGGGUCUCCGAAUGGCUGCUAGAAAGCCAACCAAUUUGGCCAAGGUAGGAAAUGUACAACAGGGAAAAGAUGAAUCUCCGGCUGCCUUUUUAGAGCGGAUCAUGGAGGCAUUCCGUACCUAUACCCCCAUGGAUCCAGAGGCUCCGGAAAGCAAGGCAGCUGUUAUCCUGGCCUUUGUAAACCAAUCGGCCAAAGACAUUAGGAGAAAAUUACAGAAAAUAGACAGACUAGGAGAAAAAAGUCUGCAGGACUUACUGGUGGUAGCCGAAAAGGUAUAUAAUAACCGGGAACCUCCUGAGGACAAGCAGGCUCGCGCCAUGGCGGCUGCCAGCAGUAAGCAGAUUCGAGACCUGGCCAGAAUACUACUAGCUACCACUGCUGACUCCCCCGAGGAACGAGACCGCCAUCUCCGGCAGCUGGCAGACGACGCAAGAAAAGGUAAAGGAACCACCAAGGGGGGGAAGCAGAGGCUGCAGAAGGAUCAGUGUGCAUACUGCAAGGAGAUAGGGCAUUGGGCCCGAGAUUGUCCAAAAAGGGCCGGCGGGAAGGGAAGCAAGACUGAUGGAGUAAAAGUCCUAGAGCUAGAUGAACUAAGUGAUUAGGGGAGUCGGGGUUCGGACCCUCUCCCCGAACCCAGGGUAACUCUUAAAGUGGAGGGGACCCCUGUUGACUUCCUUGUCGACACCAGAGCACAACAUUCGGUCCUCCGCACCCCACAAGGAAAACUAGCCAGCAAGAAGUCCUGGGUACAAGGGGCAACUGGUAUGAACCAGUAUUCAUGGACUACCCGAAGAACAGUCGAUUUGGGAACGGGCCGGGUAUCCCACUCCUUUAUGGUAAUACCAGAAUGCCCCUACCCGCUAUUAGGACGGGACUUACUGACCAAGAUUGGAGCUCAGAUAACUUUCAGACAAGGGGGGGCCUCAGGUCACCGAUGGCAAGGGCCACCCCAUCCAGGUCCUGACCAUGAAACUGGAGGAUGAAUACCGCCUCCACCAGGAGGCGCUCCUGAGAGAGGAUCAUAUAGACAGAUGGCUACAAGAAUUCCCCUCGAUUUGGGCAGAUACCGGUGGUGGGGGCGGGAUAGGACUAGCUGCUCACAGGACUCCGGUCCUGGUAGAGCUCAAGCCAGGAGAGAGUCCGGUAAGGAUCAAACAAUACCCCAUGUCUCGGGAGGCCCGAAAGGGGGAUCCAGCCACACAUCCGGAGACUAUGAAGCCUAGGGAUACUAGUUCCUUGCCAGUCUCCCUGGAACACCCCCAUACUGCCGGUCAAAAAGCCUCACACAAAUGACUACCGACCGGUACAAGACCUCCGGGAAGUAAAUAAGAGGGUCACGGACAUACACCGAACUGUUCCCAACCCAUAUACUCUCUUGAGCUCCUUGGCGCCCUCCAGGGUCUGGUAUACUGUACUAGAUUUAAAGGACGCCUUCUUCCGUCUGCCGCUGGCACCCCAGAGCCAACCCUUGUUCGCCUUCGAGUGGCAUGAUCCGGAGGAGGGCUACAGUGGGCAACUCACCUGGACAUGGCUACCUCAGGGAUUCAAAAAUUCGCCCACCAUCUUCGAUGAGGCACUACACGAGGACCUGGGUGAGUACAGAAGGGAGCACCCUGGCCUCACCCUCCUACAGUACGUAGAUGACUUCCUGAUUGCUGCCGA